GCGGGGCCAGGCGUGGGAGCGACAAGGAUGGCGGCCGCCACGGCGCUGAUGCUGCCGGAGAGCCCCAGCAUGAAAAAAGCUGUGUCGCUGAUAAAUGCAAUAGAAAUAGGAAGGUUUCCACGGUUGCUCACCCGAAUUCUUCAAAAACUUCACCUGAAGGCUGAGAGCAGUUUCAGUGAAGAAGAAGAAGAAAAACUUCAGGCCGCAUUUUCUCUAGAGAAACAAGAUCUUCACUUAGUUCUUGAAACAGUAUCAUUCAUUUUAGAACAGGCAGUGUAUCACAACGUGAAGCCAGCGGCUCUGCAGCAGCAGUUAGAGACCAUUCAUCUCAGACAAGACAAAGCAGAAGCGUUCAGCAAUGCUUGGUCUUCUAUGGGUCAAGAAACAGUUGAAAAAUUCAGGCAGAGGAUUCUUGCUCCCCACAAGCUUGAGACGGUCGAAUGGCAGCUUAACCUUCAGAUGGCUCACUCUGCUCAGGCGAAACUGAAAUCUCCUCAGGCUGUAUUACAGCUAGGAGUGAGCAAUGAAGAUUCAAAGAGCAUGGAGAAAGUUCUUGUGGAAUUCAGUCACAAAGAGUUGUUUGAUUUCUACAACAAGCUGGAGACCAUACAAGCACAGCUGGAUUCCCUUACAUGAUGUUCUCUAAGACCGGUUCCUCCAUCACACUCCUGCCACCUCAUCAUUCUGCUCUGAAGAUAGACUGCCAGGUUGUGUUUUCUGAAGGAUUCAGUAGCUUUCUUCUUAUAAACUGCACAGCUUAUCACUUCAUAGAGAAAUAACAGCCAAGGGAGAUGAUUGUUUUUAGAGCUCCUAACACACAUUCUCUUGCUCUGUAAGCCAAGGGCAAACAAUUGUUAAGAAUACUUUCACUUUAAAGGGAACAGUAAAUACUAUACUGUUA
This is a messenger RNA of Nyctereutes procyonoides (raccoon dog), 901 nucleotides long. It is a transcript of the gene COMMD10, whose product is annotated as COMM domain containing 10. Bases 28 to 636 code for a protein of 202 amino acids. The transcript has 7 exons. Lineage: Eukaryota; Metazoa; Chordata; Mammalia; Carnivora; Canidae. The record is from RefSeq and is a predicted model, not a curated record.